Messenger RNA from Aethalodelphis obliquidens (Pacific white-sided dolphin), 600 nucleotides. Its product is annotated as keratin-associated protein 21-1-like. The record is from RefSeq and is a predicted model, not a curated record. NCBI's taxonomy places the organism in Eukaryota, Metazoa, Chordata, Mammalia, Artiodactyla, Delphinidae. The transcript has 2 exons. The coding region runs from base 1 to 600 and encodes 199 amino acids.
AUGUUUUGCAACUACUACGGCAAUUCCUGUGACUACAGGUGUAGAAACAGCUAUGACUGUGGAGUUAGUCCCUAUUAUGGCUGUGGAUAUGGCUAUGGAUAUGGCUGUGCAUAUGGCUCUUACUAUGGCUGUGGAUAUGGCUCUGGCCCUGGCUACUGCAACUACCGGCCAGGAAUGAAUGGUAUGCUCUGCCAAUUACUGACAGUAUAUAAAGGUCCAUGGGAAGCAGAUGACCCACAUGCUUCAGAAACAUCCUCUUGCAAGCCAUCUGAAUCCACUUCCAUUAACAACAUGUGUUGCAAGUACUAUGGCAACUUCUGUGGCUAUGGCUGUGGAAACAGCCAUGGCUGUGGAUUUAACCCCUAUUAUGGCUAUGGAUAUGGCACUAGAUAUGACUGUAGAUAUGACUGUGGCUAUGGAACCAGAUAUGGCUGUGGAUAUGGUUUCUGCUGUGGCUGUGGAUAUGGGACUCUCUAUGGCUGUGGAUAUGGCUCGCGUUAUGGCUGUGGUUAUGGAACCAGAUGUGGCUGUGGAUACGGCUCUGGCUACUGCAGCUACUGGACAGUUUGCUAUAGGAGAUGUUAUUCUUCUUGCUGCUAG